This is a messenger RNA of Oryza sativa Japonica Group (Japanese rice), 1710 nucleotides long. RefSeq names its product alkane hydroxylase MAH1. NCBI's taxonomy places the organism in Eukaryota, Viridiplantae, Streptophyta, Magnoliopsida, Poales, Poaceae. The record is from RefSeq and is a predicted model, not a curated record. Gene Ontology annotation, molecular function: monooxygenase activity; iron ion binding; heme binding.
UUUGUCCAUCACACAUGCACCUAAUUAUUAGUAGCAUACACACAUAUACCAUAAUGGCACUGUCACUGACGCCCUCCCUGCAAGAUCUCGUAUCAUCACUGAUGAUACUCCUUGUUCUCUUGUACAUAUCGUACUGGAGAUCAAAGUAUCAGUCCUUGUUCCCAGUGGACUGGCCGAUAGUAGGAUUGCUCCCUACCCUCGUCGCCAACCUGCACCGCUUGCAUGACAAAAUCACCGAAUACCUCGCCGCCUCCGGCCAUAGCUUCACGGGGAACGGCCCGGCGGCGAGCAACAUGCGACUGUUCGUCACAUGUGACCCUGACAAUGUCCGGCACAUCUUCACCACCAACCAUGACAACUACCCCAAGGGCCACGAGUUCGCCGAGAUCUUCGACAUCAUGGCCGGCGCCUUCUUCACCAUGGACGGCGAUCUCUACCGCCGGCAGCGUGCCAAGACCCAUAGCAUCCUCAGCGACCCGAGGAUGGUUGCCUCGAUGGCGUCGAGCUGUGUCGACAAGGUUCGGGAUGGUCUCCUCCCGUUAUUGACAUCCAUGGCGAGCACCCGGACACCGUUCGAGUUGCAGGAUCUGGCCACGAGGCUCAUGUUCGACGUGACGGCCAUGACGGUGUUCGGCGUGGACCCUGGCCGCCUGUCCCCGGACAUGCCGUCGAUGCAUGUCUCGGCUGCGAUGGACACGAUCAUGGAGGUGGGGCUGUUCCGGCACACCGUGCCGCCGUCCUGCUGGAAGGCGAUGAGACGGCUCAAGAUUGGACCCGAGAGGAAGCUCGCCGCGGCGCACGCGGCGCUGCACGUCUUCGUCUCCGAGAUGAUGGAGAAGGCGAGGAAGCAAGAGGCAGCGCCAUCCUCCAUGUCCAUGGACGUUCUCUCCUCCUACAUCAACGACCCGGACUACGUCGGCCUCCUGCACUCCAUCCUCAUCACCUACAUGGUCGCCGGGCGCGACACGGUGGGCACCACCUUGCCGUGGUUCUUCUAUAACCUCGCCAUGAACCCGCGCGUCGUGUCCGGCAUCCGCGAAGAACUGGCACACAAUAUUGCAACAAGCACCUGCAAUGGCGAUGGCGUGCCGGUGAUGUUCUCACCGGAGGACACGAAAUCCCUCGUCUACCUGCACGCCGCGCUGUUCGAGACGCUCAGGCUGUACCCGCCGGGGUGGAUCGAGCGGAAGACGGUGGUCGCCGACGACGUGAUGCCGAGCGGGCACGAGGUACGUGCCGGCGACGCCGUGCUCAUCUCGAUCUACUCCAUGGGCAGGAUGGAGAGCCUGUGGGGGGAGGACUGCCGGGUGUACCGGCCGGAGAGGUGGCUGUACGACUCCCGCGGCGGCCGGAAAAUGCGACACGUGCCGUCGCACAAGUUCCUGUCGUUCAACUCCGGGCCGAGGAUGUGCCCCGGCAAGAACAUCGCCGUGAUGCAGAUGAAGAUCAUCGCCGCCGCCGUGGUGUGGAACUUCGACUUGGAGGUGGUGGAAGGGCAGGCCGUGGUGCCGAAGCUGUCGUGCCUUCUGCAGAUGAAGAACGGGGUCAUGGUGAAGGUGAAGAAGCGUGCUGUGUAACCGAGUUAUUACUACGUUCUCAGGAAGGCAUGCGUGCGAGUGCGACAGGCUCAGUGUCUUUUAUCAUCCGACAGUAUAUAUAUGUAUGCAAAGAUUUCCUACUUGAAUAAAGGAUGUGUUCAAAUAUAUAUUA